UCCCACUCAAACGUCACCUCGCGCGUAGGUGUAUUCAAGGAUUUGGGAGAAUUCUCCGCCGAGCCAGGUUCAUGUUCUCUCAUCCAUAAAUUUUGAAAAUGAAAUCAAUGUUGAUCCACAGCAUAAACUUUAUCCUUGCAAUUGGUUACAUUCACGGACAUGCAACAAAACCGUGCCAUGCAAUAGACGGGGAGGAUUCGGGGAAACAGGGGGAGAGCGCCCCGGCGCGGGAGGGUGAGUUGGUUUCUUGGCAGCUUGGUUGGUGCUUCUGGGGAGCUUCCCCAUUUGGGGCUGCACGGCUGUCCCCAUCUCCCAGGAUGCGAGUUCUUCCAUCACCUUUAUGUAUGUACAAGUCCUGCCGCAUGCGGAGAUCGUUUACCGAGGAAUGUUUCAGCCAUGAUCAAAAGCGUCACCUGGGCAUUCCUUUCUCGUUAAUACCUGCCUCUUGCCCUUUCCUAAUCAACACGAAACUGCAUUCUCUUUUGUAAUGAAGCGAGACGGUGUGAGUUGUGUGCGGAAUCCACCUGUUGGUAACCUCGCGUGCCUCGUUG
Messenger RNA from Chaetomium fimeti, 551 nucleotides. RefSeq lists its product as uncharacterized. The record is from RefSeq and is a predicted model, not a curated record. The transcript has a single exon. Bases 99 to 488 code for a protein of 129 amino acids. Lineage: Eukaryota; Fungi; Ascomycota; Sordariomycetes; Sordariales; Chaetomiaceae.